Messenger RNA from Diversispora eburnea, 981 nucleotides. Lineage: Eukaryota; Fungi; Glomeromycota; Glomeromycetes; Diversisporales; Diversisporaceae. The record is from the annotation of a GenBank genome assembly.
AUGGCAAUAAUACCAUUACAACAAAAAUAUGAGAGAAGAGCGGAUACUACUACUAAACCUACAAAAACGAAUUCUGCGAGUACCCCUAAAUUGACAUCAUCAAAAGAACUUCCCUCGUCAACAGAACUUUCUUCGUCAAUAGGUCCCACGCCAACAGAACUUCCUUCAACGGAAUCCUCAAAAAAUGAAAGUGAAAAUGAUUCACCAUCAGUUGCAAUUACUGGGAUCUUCAUUAUAAUAGUUAUAAUGAUUAUAAUUGCGUUCAUUGUGCGUAAAAAGGUUAAAAAUAAACGUCGCAGAGAUCGUGAAGGAUCAGUACGUCUAAUAGAUGAACCAGGUCCAUCAGGGAUGCUUGCCAUUCAAACUAGUGAUGCUCAUGGUACUCUUAAUAAUUUCAAUUAUAAUGAUGAACGAGUGAGAGUCCCAAGCAAACCACCUAUGGUACAAUUAAAUAGGUCUAGCGCAUUUGCGCUUGAUUACGAUCCUCGUAAUUCAUCACAAAGCAACCGUAAUUUAAAUAAUUCACGAGAUGUCAUUACUCCUAUUGCUCCUAUAAAUACCAACUUAAAUAUUACUCAAAAACCUUCACCUAAGUCAACUGAACCUAAAAAGAAAUAUUUAACCCCUAGAACAAGCGUUCACUCUACUUCUAGCACCAACACCACAAGUACCACAAGUGAUAUUAAUAAAAGUCGACCAAGUUCGACAUUGGUUCAUGAUUUAGAGAUGGAAGAAACUCAAGGUGGAAUCUCUCCAAUGAAUAGAAUAACUUUAAGCGAUUAUAAUGACUAUAAUAACGUCGUUUCUGAACCAUAUCCUACAUUUGAAUCACAAUUUCCUUCACCUCCCCAUAGACUAUCUUCAAAUCUGUCGGUUUGCCAAUCUGAACAAUCUGAAGUAAGUUCUAUUGAAUCUGAUAAAGAUCCUUUUAAAGAUAUUGUUGUUGAAGUAAAGGAAAGCGGAGAAGCAAGUUUAAGAUAG